Messenger RNA from Mustela erminea (ermine), 926 nucleotides. RefSeq names its product crystallin alpha B (gene CRYAB). The coding region runs from base 258 to 785 and encodes 175 amino acids. Gene Ontology annotation, biological process: protein refolding; response to heat. Gene Ontology annotation, molecular function: structural constituent of eye lens; protein folding chaperone. The transcript is spliced from 3 exons. The record is from RefSeq and is a predicted model, not a curated record. Lineage: Eukaryota; Metazoa; Chordata; Mammalia; Carnivora; Mustelidae.
AACAAGACCAGGACAAGUCACCAGCCAGCUCAGACGUGUUUGUAUUUCUCUUUUCUUAGCUCAGUGAGUACUGGGUAUGUGUCACACUGCCAAAUCCCCGAUCACAAGUCUCCAUGAACGGGCGGUGAGCUGGGAUAAUAAAACUCCUGACAUCACCAUUCCAGAAGCUUCACAAGACUGCGUAUAUAAGGGGCUGGCUGUAGCUGCAGCUGAAGGAGCUGACCAGCCAGCUGACCCCCUCCACUCACCUAGCCACCAUGGACAUCGCCAUCCACCACCCCUGGAUCCGCCGCCCCUUCUUUCCCUUCCACUCUCCCAGCCGCCUCUUUGACCAGUUCUUCGGAGAGCACCUGUUGGAGUCUGAUCUCUUCCCAACUUCUACUUCCCUGAGCCCCUUCUACCUUCGGCCGCCCUCCUUCCUGCGGGCACCCAGCUGGAUUGACACCGGGCUCUCAGAGAUGCGCCUGGAGAAGGACAGAUUCUCUGUCAACCUGGAUGUGAAGCACUUCUCCCCAGAGGAACUCAAGGUCAAGGUGUUGGGAGAUGUGAUUGAGGUGCACGGCAAACAUGAAGAGCGUCAGGAUGAACAUGGUUUCAUCUCCCGGGAGUUCCACAGGAAAUACCGGAUCCCAGCUGAUGUGGACCCUCUUGCCAUUACUUCAUCCCUGUCCUCUGACGGGGUCCUCACUGUGAAUGGACCAAGGAAGCAGGCCUCUGGCCCUGAGCGCACCAUUCCCAUCACCCGUGAAGAGAAGCCUGCUGUCACUGCAGCCCCCAAGAAGUAGACGCCUUUUCUCCAACUGCAUUUUUUAAAAGACAAAAAUUUCCCCACCGGUGAAUGAAAAUCUUGUGAUUAGUGCUGAAGCUUAUUAAUGCUAAGGGCAGGCCCAAAUUAUUAAGCUAAUAAAAUACCAUUCAGCAACAGA